UGUGGCGGGCCCUGCGUCCGGCCCCGGCGCGGCGAGGCUCCGGCGACGCGGGGCGCUGGUUGCGGUUGGGUGCGUGGACGGAGGGUGCACCGCCCAGCCGGGCUCGCGGGGCGGGAGACUGUCCGCGGCCGGAGGGGCCUGGGAGUCGCGGGUUUUGCCCUGCCUUGAGGCCGGCUCUGGACGGCCGUGCACUGUCCCCGCUGGUGCCGAGGACUGGACCGGCGUGAUCCUGAGAGCCGGGUCCCAACCGCGCUUCGGGAGCCGGGCCUGGCGCCCCAGGCCCCCCGGGAGCUCCGAGGUGGGGACUCGGAAGAGGGCCAAGACCCGCGUCUUGUAGCAUCUCAGCCAAGCGAAAGCUGGCAGGCUGACAGGCGCCUCAGGACGGACUUCCUGGCUACCGACCGUUUUGCUGUCACUGACCUGGACUGUGCGUGGGCAGGAGACCAGCCAUGAGCUCCGUCGCAGUUCUGACCCAGGAGAGCUUUGCCGAACACCGAAGUGGGCUGGUUCCGCAGCAGAUCAAAGUUGCCACUUUAAAUUCAGAAGAGGAGAGCGACCCUCCAACCUACAAGGAUGCCUUCCCUCCACUUCCCGAGAAAGCAGCGUGCUUGGAUGGUGCCCAGGAGCCUGCAGGAGCAUGGAGUAACAAGAUCCGGCCCAUCAAGGCCUCUGUUAUCACUCAGGUAUUCCAUGUCCCCCUGGAGGAGAGGAAAUACAAGGACAUGAACCAGUUUGGUGAAGGUGAGCAAGCCAAGAUCUGCCUGGAGAUCAUGCAGAGGACCGGGGCUCACUUGGAGCUCUCUCUGGCCAAAGACCAAGGCCUGUCCAUCAUGGUCUCGGGGAAGCUGGACGCUGUCAUGAAAGCUCGAAAGGACAUUGUCGCCAGACUGCAGACCCAGGCCUCAGCAACCGUUACCAUCCCUAAAGAACACCAUCGCUUUGUUAUUGGCAAAAAUGGAGAGAAAUUGCAAGACCUGGAGCUAAAAACUGCAACCAAAAUCCAGAUCCCACGCCCUGAUGACCCCAGCAAUCAGAUCAAGAUCACUGGCACCAAAGAGGGCAUUGAGAAGGCCCGCCAUGAAGUCCUGCUCAUCUCUGCCGAGCAGGACAAGCGCGCAGUGGAGAGGCUGGAGGUGGAAAAGGCCUUUCACCCCUUCAUUGCCGGGCCCUACAACAGACUGGUGGGCGAGAUCAUGCAGGAGACGGGCACACGCAUCAACAUCCCUCCACCCAGCGUCAACCGCUCCGAGAUUGUCUUCACUGGGGAGAAGGAGCAGUUGGCCCAAGCUGUGGCUCGCAUCCGGAAGAUUUAUGAGGAAAAGAAAAAGAAGACCACAACCAUCGCGGUGGAGGUAAAAAAGUCGCAGCACAAGUACGUCAUCGGCCCGAAGGGCAACUCGCUGCAGGAGAUCCUGGAGAGAACUGGAGUUUCUGUCGAGAUCCCCCCUUCAGACAGCGUCUCCGAGACGGUGAUUCUUCGCGGCGAGCCUGAGAAGUUGGGGCAGGCGCUGACAGAAGUGUAUGCCAAGGCCAACAGCUUCACGGUCUCCUCUGUCUCUGCCCCUUCCUGGCUUCACCGUUUCAUCAUUGGCAAGAAAGGGCAGAACCUGGCCAAGAUUACUCAGCAGAUGCCAAAGGUUCACAUUGAGUUCACGGAAGGGGAGGACAAGAUCACUCUGGAAGGCCCCACGGAGGAUGUCAGCGUGGCCCAGGAGCAGAUCGAAGGCAUGGUCAAAGAUUUGGUCAACCGGAUGGACUAUGUGGAGAUCAGCAUCGACCACAAGUUCCACAGGCACCUCAUUGGCAAGAGCGGGGCCAACAUUAACAGAAUCAAAGACCAGUACAAGGUGUCCGUGCGCAUCCCUCCCGACAGUGAGAAGAGCAACCUGAUCCGCAUUGAGGGAGACCCGCAGGGCGUGCAGCAGGCUAAGCGGGAGCUGCUGGAGCUUGCCUCUCGCAUGGAAAAUGAGCGAACCAAGGAUCUAAUCAUUGAGCAGAGAUUUCAUCGCACAAUCAUUGGGCAGAAGGGAGAGCGGAUCCGUGAAAUUCGUGACAAAUUCCCAGAGGUUAUCAUCAACUUUCCAGACCCAGCACAAAAAAGUGACAUCGUUCAACUCAGAGGGCCCAAGAACGAGGUGGAGAAGUGCACCAAGUACAUGCAGAAGAUGGUGGCGGAUCUGGUGGAAAACAGCUAUUCGAUUUCUGUUCCGAUCUUCAAGCAGUUCCACAAGAACAUCAUUGGCAAAGGAGGUGCAAACAUCAAGAAGAUUCGCGAGGAGAGCAACACCAAGAUUGACCUUCCCGCAGAGAACAGCAACUCCGAGACCAUCGUCAUCACGGGCAAGCGUGCCAACUGUGAAGCUGCCCGCAGUCGGAUCCUGUCCAUCCAGAAAGACCUGGCCAACAUAGCCGAGGUGGAAGUCUCCAUCCCGGCCAAGCUGCACAACUCCCUCAUCGGCACUAAGGGCCGCCUGAUCCGCUCCAUCAUGGAGGAGUGCGGUGGUGUCCACAUCCACUUCCCCGUGGAAGGCUCUGGCAGCGACACGGUUGUCAUCAGGGGCCCUUCCUCAGACGUAGAGAAGGCCAGGAAGCAGCUGCUGCACCUGGCCGAGGAGAAGCAAACAAAGAGCUUCACGGUUGACAUCCGCGCCAAGCCGGAAUACCACAAGUUCCUCAUUGGCAAAGGUGGUGGCAAAAUCCGCAAGGUGCGUGACAGCACUGGAGCCCGCAUCAUCUUCCCUGCGGCCGAGGACAAGGACCAGGACCUGAUCACCAUCAUCGGGAAGGAGGAUGCCGUGCGGGAGGCUCAGAAGGAGCUGGAGGCGCUGAUCGAGAGCCUGGACAACGUGGUGGAAGAGCACAUGCUGGUGGACCCCAGGCACCACCGCCACUUCGUCAUCCGCAGAGGCCAGGUCCUGCGGGAGAUAGCUGAAGAGUACGGCGGGGUGAUGGUCAGCUUCCCGCGCUCCGGCACGCAGAGCGACAAAGUCACCCUCAAGGGCGCCAAGGACUGCGUGGAGGCGGCCAAGAGGCGCAUCCAGGAGAUCAUUGAGGACCUGGAGGCCCAGGUGACACUCGAGUGUGCCAUACCCCAGAAGUUCCACCGGGCUGUCAUGGGCCCCAAGGGCUCCAGAAUCCAACAGAUCACUCGGGAUUACAACGUUCAAAUUAAGUUCCCUGAUAGAGAGGAGAACCCAGUUCACAGCAUGGAGCCAGCCGUCCAGGAGAACGGUGAAGAGUCUGGGGAGGGGAGAGACACCAGGGAGGCAGAGCCUGGCUCUCCGCGGAGGUGCGACAUCAUCACCAUCUCCGGCCGGAAGGAGAAGUGUGAGGCGGCCAAGGAAGCCCUAGAGGCACUGGUUCCUGUCACCAUCGAAGUAGAGGUACCCUUUGACCUCCAUCGCUACAUCAUUGGGCAGAAGGGCAGCGGGAUCCGCAAGAUGAUGGACGAGUUUGAGGUGAACAUCCACGUUCCGGCACCUGAGCUGCAGUCUGACAUCAUCGCCAUCACUGGCCUUGCCGCAAACCUAGACCGGGCCAAGGCGGGGCUCCUGGAGCGGGUGAAGGAGCUGCAGGCCGAGCAGGAGGACCGCGCCUUAAGGAGCUUUAAGCUGAGCAUCACUGUAGAUCCCAAAUAUCAUCCCAAAAUUAUUGGGAGAAAGGGGGCCGUGAUCACGCAGAUCCGCUUGGAGCAUGAUGUGAACAUCCAGUUUCCUGACAAGGAUGACGGCACCCAGCCCCAGGACCAAAUCACCAUCACAGGGUACGAAAAAAAUACUGAAGCUGCCCGGGACGCUAUCUUGAAAAUUGUGGGCGAACUUGAGCAGAUGGUUUCCGAGGAUGUCCCCCUGGACCACCGCGUCCAUGCCCGCAUCAUCGGCGCGCGUGGCAAAGCCAUCCGCAAGAUCAUGGAUGAGUUCAAGGUGGACAUCCGUUUCCCGCAGAGUGGAGCCCCAGACCCCAACUGUGUCACUGUGACAGGGCUGCCUGAGAACGUGGAAGAAGCCAUCGACCACAUCCUCAACCUGGAGGAGGAAUAUCUGGCAGACGUGGUGGACAGUGAGGCGCUCCAGGUGUACAUGAAGCCCCCCGCACACGAGGAGUCCAAGGCUCCGUCCAAAGGCUUUGUGGUGCGGGACGCUCCCUGGACCUCUGCCUCCAGUGAGAAGGCCCCCGAUAUGAGCAGCUCUGAGGAGUUCCCCAGCUUCGGGGCUCAGGUGGCCCCCAAGACCCUCCCGUGGGGCCCCAAACGAUAAUGAUCAAGCAGCAGAACGCUCUCCAGCCUGCUGAGCUGAACCACACGACGGUCAGCCUCGAUCUGGCCCAGCGGCUGGCCCCUCCGCCGUUGUUGGCGCUCUCCCUCCCCGAGGUCUCGCAGUGAAGCCUGGCGUGGCCCGGCCCCCAGCGGCCGCCUCUCCAGCCCGUCGGCGCCCAGUGUGUUCAAGAUCUGUUCUGGGACAGGCCUCUGCCGUCGCAAACACUAAACCAAGGUAAUCCUGGUCCACCCAGCAUGCCCGUCAGCACGCUGACCUUCAUCUCCGACAGCACCACACCUGUGGCUGGGAGUCGACUUCCUGUGUCAUGACCUCAGGAAAUAAAUGUCCUUGACUUUAUAAAACCCAA
This is a messenger RNA of Oryctolagus cuniculus (rabbit), 4623 nucleotides long. RefSeq names its product high density lipoprotein binding protein (gene HDLBP). NCBI's taxonomy places the organism in Eukaryota, Metazoa, Chordata, Mammalia, Lagomorpha, Leporidae. Gene Ontology annotation, molecular function: mRNA binding. The record is from RefSeq and is a predicted model, not a curated record.